Molecule: messenger RNA, 1101 nt
Organism: Paraglomus occultum
Lineage: Eukaryota; Fungi; Glomeromycota; Glomeromycetes; Paraglomerales; Paraglomeraceae
Source: the annotation of a GenBank genome assembly
AUGUCUGCAACACGAGUUUGGGAUACAUCGCUCCAACAGUUUCAUGGUGGACAGGAUUGGAAGUUUUUGGAUAAUUUCGUUGAAGAUUUUUCGGUCACUACGAAUGCGUUAGGGACUCCUCAAGGAGCACUGAUAGCUGCGAGAGAAGCUGUGGACCAAGAACCCGCCAAGUCGUCAUUGGCCAAAUUCCUUUGGCCUGUAGAUCAUCAAUCUCAGGUUUCAAGACUGCUAUUAGGAAAUGGAGCGAGUGAACUGAUUGACCUGGUGGUAAGAUCUGCGCCGUCUGGCAGUUGGAAGCCAGGACCAUGGGACGCUCAGUACAAAGAAUACCAACGAUCAGCAGAAGUGAACAAUCGCAUCCUUCUCGCUUCAAACGAUAAACAAAAAGCAAACCUCAUCUGCAUUGUUAACCCGUGUAAUCCGACAGGUGAUUACAUGCCAUUACCGGAAAUUAAAAACUGGAUCAUAAACAACACAGAACGCGGCGGAGUAGUAAUAGUUGACGAAUCGAUGCAACCGUGGCUAUCAUCCUCUUGGCGUGACGAUUCAUUGACAUCUCAGCAAAAAUUCGUGUCAGAGUUGUAUGAAAAUUCGAAAAUAUCACUAUAUGUAAUACACUCGUGGACGAAAUUGUGGUCAUGUACUGGACUUCGCCUCGGCAGCGUUGUGUGUCCGACUAUGGCUCACUGUAACCGAUUGAAGAAAAUUCAGGUGCCAUGGAGUGUGAACACGGCUGCCUUGGCAUUCCUCGAUGCCGCAGUCACUGACACUGAUUACAUGAAUAAAACUUGGGAACUGACUCCAAUCUGGCGAAAGGAAAUUUUAUCUCGACUAACCGCCAUUUCUGACGAGAUUGUAAAAGUAAAAGGAGAACAGGCGAGAUGGUCGUUUUAUGGGAGGGAAUUUUUAUCGUGGAUUUGGAUAGAUGUGAAGGAUGCUGAUUUUGCAGAGCAAGCAGUGGAAACGGCUAGAAAUGCUGGAGUACCUGUGAGAAGUGGAAAGCCUGGAUAUAAGAGACCGACUUAUGUGAGAGUCGCGGUGAGGGAACUUAGUAAGGUUGAUGUGUUAAUUGGGGCGUGGAUGUCAUUAGUAAAGAACUAG